CUCAUUUAAACAAUUAUUGGUGACUGUUUCAGUUUCUCAAUAAACUAAUAGACAUUGCUCUCUUGACUUAUAAUUUCUUGAUACAGUCAGUACAGGAAUGCACGAUUGUAUUCCUCUUUCUCUCCAGCAUUCAUCAUUUUCUCUUGUGUUGUUUCUUGCAUCGCCUUGGCAGUAAUCAACACAAGAGAAAUGGCGGACUUGCUUCUACUAAUACCCUGGAAUAAAAUCUUCACUUUUGCAUGUGGCUGCUUUUUAAGCGAUAGAAACUACAUUCACUUGAUGGAGUCAAAUCUCGAUGCUCUGGAGACAACUAUGGAAGAACUUAAGAAUAGACGAGAUGAUCUGUUAGGAAGAGUUUCCGUAGAAGAAGAUAAAGGUUUGCAACGGCUUGCUCAGGUCAACGGAUGGCUUUCAAGGGUAGAAAUUGUUGAAUCCCAAUUCAAUGAUCUGCUUGAGGCUAGAUCAACUGAAACUGGAAGAUUGUGUUUGUUUGGAUAUUGCUCCGAGGAUUGCAUAUCAAGCUACAAUUAUGGUGAAAAGGUAUCGAAGAUGUUGGAAGAAGUUGAAGAACUUCUAUCUAAAAAAGAUUUUGUAGAGGUGGCGCAGAAAAUUAUACGUAAGGCGGAGAAGAAGCAUAUCCAAACCACAGUGGGUUUGGAUACAUUGGUUGAAAUGGCAUGGGAAAGCGUCAUGAACGAUGAAAUAAGAACCUUGGGUCUUUAUGGUAUGGGGGGAGUAGGAAAAACCACCCUCUUAGCUUGUAUCAACAACAAAUUUGUUGAAUUGGAGAGUGAAUUUGAUGUUGUGAUAUGGGUUGUGGUAUCUAACGACUUUCAGUAUGAGGGCAUUCAAGAUCAGAUUCUGGGAAGAUUACGUCUUGACAAGGAAUGGAAACAAGAAACAGAAAAGGAGAAAGCUUUGUGCAUAGACAAUAUCCUUAAUAGAAAGAAAUUUGUGUUGUUGUUGGAUGAUCUCUGGAGCGAAAUGGAUCUGAACAAGAUAGGAGUUCCACCUCCAACUCGAGCAAAUGGAUCGAAGAUUGUUUUCACCACUCGUUCGAAGGAAGUUUGCAAGGACAUGAAAGCUGACAAGCAGAUAGAAGUUGAUUGUUUGUCACCAGAUAAAGCAUGGGAAUUGUUUCGAAUUACGGUUGGAGAUGUCAUAUUCAGCGGCCAUCAGGAUAUUCCCGCACUUGCAAGAAGAGUUGCUGCAAAAUGUCAUGGCUUGCCACUUGCACUUAAUGUCAUUGGCAAAGCCAUGGCAUGUAAAGAGACUUUACAAGAAUGGUAUCUUGCGAUUAAUGUUCUGAAUUCGCUUGGCCACGAGUUUCCAGGUAUGAAAGAAAGAAUUCUUGGCGUUUUGAAGUUCAGUUAUGAUAGCUUGAAGAAUGGUGAAAUCAAAUCGUGCUUCCUAUAUUGUUCUUUGUUUCCUGAAGAUUUUGAAAUAAAGAAGGAGCAGUUGAUAGAAUACUGGAUUUGCGAAGGCUUUAUAAAUCCGAACAGAUAUGAAGAUGGAGGUACCUACCAAGGUUAUGAUAUAAUUGGCUUGUUAGUUCGUGCUCAUUUGUUGAUUGAUUGUGGGGUCGGAGUUAAAAUGCAUGAUGUGAUACGUGAGAUGGCUCUUUGGAUAAAUUCUGACUACGGAAAUCAACAAGGAACAAUUUGUGUGAAAUCUGGUGCUCAUGUACGUCUGAUACCGAAUGACAUCAAUUGGGAGAUUGUGAGACAGAUGUCUUUAAUUAGUAAUCAGAUUGAGAAGAUAUCUUGCAGUCCCAACUGCCCCAACCUUUCAACCCUAUUACUUCCAUAUAACGAGUUGGUGGAUAUUUCAGUUGGAUUCUUUCGGUUUAUACCAAAACUUGUGGUCUUGGAUCAUGUACAUGAGAUCAGUCUUGUUGGGAUAGCAACAACCUUACCAAAUCUGCAAGUGUUGAAAUUAUUUUUUUCCCGUGUUUGUGUUGAUGACAUAUUAAUGGAGGAACUACAGCAGUUGGAGCACUUGAAGAUUUUAACGGCAAACAUAGAGGAUGCCACGAUUUUGGAAAGGAUACAAGGAAUUGACCGAUUGGCGAGUUGUAUUCGAGGUUUAUGUCUACUAGGAAUGUCAGCACCUCGUGUAAUAUUAAGCACGAUAGCUCUGGGAGGUCUUCAACGCCUUGCAAUUGAGAGUUGCAACAUAUCUGAGAUAAAGAUAGAUUGGGAAAGCAAAGAAAGAAGGGAGCUUUCACCAAUGGAGAUUCAUCCAGGCUUCAAGCAACUCUCCACUGUUAAUAUAUUCCGUUUGAAAGGGCAAAGGGAUUUGUCAUGGCUGUUAUUUGCUCAAAAUCUGAAGGAACUAGAUGUGAGAGAUUCACCAGAAAUAGAAGAAAUAAUAAAUAAGGAGAAAGGAAUGAGUAUUACCAAAGUGCAUCCAGAUAUUGUUCUUCCCUUUGGGAACCUGGAAUCCCUUGAGCUAUAUAAUUUGGAUGAACUUAAGGAAAUCUGCUGGAAUUUUCGGACUCUUCCUAACCUUAGAAACUUCAAAGUCAAAAAUUGUCCAAAGUCAAAGUCAAGAUUUUCUCAAGCUUAUAGAGUAAUACGGGUGGAAGGGUGAUGACAAGUGGUCAAUUGCUAAAGUGAAGAAAUCGAAUUAGAGUACCAAUUGUUUCCUUUGUUUCUUAUUGUUUCCUUUGUUUCUUUGUUUGAUUUGCUUCUGCUUCCAGAAAAGGAGGUACACAAGAGACUCCUUCAAGUUUCUUUCAUCUUUCACGUUUCUUUUGCUUCCUUGUGUGUAGGAACCUGUAGUUCCAAGACUGUUUCCUAAAAUAUAAAUGAAAAAGCCAAAAAAAAAAGGCAGAGAAAUUUGCCUGAAGAA
This is a messenger RNA of Arabidopsis lyrata subsp. lyrata, 2853 nucleotides long. RefSeq names its product probable disease resistance protein At5g43730. The transcript has a single exon. The record is from RefSeq and is a predicted model, not a curated record. NCBI's taxonomy places the organism in Eukaryota, Viridiplantae, Streptophyta, Magnoliopsida, Brassicales, Brassicaceae. Bases 190 to 2592 code for a protein of 800 amino acids. Gene Ontology annotation, molecular function: ADP binding.